Molecule: messenger RNA, 1962 nt
Organism: Leishmania mexicana MHOM/GT/2001/U1103
Lineage: Eukaryota; Euglenozoa; Kinetoplastea; Trypanosomatida; Trypanosomatidae
Exons: 1
Source: RefSeq, a predicted model, not a curated record
AUGUCGUUCGUUACCAGUUGUGCGGUGUUUUUCCUCCUCGUGUGUGUUUCGUGGACGAUGGAGGACGGAGCUGAGUUGUGCGGUGUGGGACUUGUGUUUUGUUUUGACUGCCGCGCCUUCCGGAUGGCGAUGCGAGUCUUUGUGUUUUUACUGCAUGCGUUUCUGGUGUUCCUGAGGGCGUAUUGUCCUCUUGGCUAUACACUCCUUUUUGCGGCCGGAGGACUCGCUGUGCACGUGUGUGUCUUCCUCUCUCACUCUCUUUCUUUGGGCAUGCGCGUUGUUCGCCCUUCAUGCCCCGCCUUUCUUUGCUGGCAGGCUCCGUUGAGCACCCCACCACUCCUCCAGAAAAUCAGCCGUGAAGACCCGCCGUCAGCAAAGAGUGAGCAUGCAAGCCCACAUUAUAGCAACCUCGAGCCGACCCAGUCAGCAAAACAGCUCCAUAGCUGUGGGACAACAAAUGGAGAUCCGUGCGCACAGUCUGCCCAGACAGAGGCGGUGCCCCUACGGACAGUCGAUGCACUGCACGUUCUGCAAGUCCGCCCCAAGUGCGCGCCCGACUCCGCGCCGCUGUCCUCGGGCAAUGGUCCCACUCCCACGCCUGACGAGUAUGCAUUAGACGCCGCACCACAGUCCACUGAGAUCGCGGUCCCGCAACGCGAUGCUGCCUCGUGCCCGCGAUGUAAGCGAACGCGCGAUGAUGCGUCUGAUUCGAGCGUCGCACCGCGGCGGCGGCAGCGUGUCUCAGGUCCUCUCCAUCCUCAGUCGCCGACUGUUCCGCCCGUGAUGCUGCCGCUAGAUAUCCGCCGCCAUCUCCGCAAAUCCACCGACACCGGAGCGCCACAGCCGAGCGACGCGCUGUUGGUUGCAGGCGGUGCUUUUCCUCGCACCUGUUUACCCCGUGUUCACCGGGAGGAGGUAGGCGCUGUUAUUGCGAUGCCUUCUCCUUCUGCAAGGUGUACGAUUGACAUCUCUCGUGCGGUGGCGAUGCUUACGUUUGCUCUCGGCCGGCCGCCGAGAGUGCAGCUGCCGCUGCCUCUGCUGACUUCAAAGGAGGUUGCGCGCGCGUCGGAUGCCGCGCCACAGCCGAGCGACGCGCUGUUGGUUGCAGGCGGUGCUUUUCCUCGCACCUGUUUACCCCGUGUUCACCGGGAGGAGGUAGGCGCCGUUAUUGCGAUGCCUUCUCCUUCUGCAAGGUGUACGAUUGACAUCUCUCGUGCGGUGGCGAUGCUUACGUUUGCUCUCGGCCGGCCGCCGAGAGUGCAGCUGCCGCUGCCUCUGCUGACUUCAAAGGAGGCUGCGCGCGCGUCGGAUGCCGCGCCACAGCCGAGCGACGCGCUGUUGGUUGCAGGCGGUGCUUUUCCUCGCACCUGUUUACCCCGUGUUCACCGGGAGGAGGUAGGCGCCGUUAUUGCGAUGCCUUCUCCUUCUGCAAGGUGUACGAUUGACAUCUCUCGUGCGGUGGCGAUGCUUACGUUUGCUCUCGGCCGGCCGCCGAGAGUGCAGCUGCCGCUGCCUCUGCUGACUUCAAAGGAGGUUGCGCGCGCGUCGGAUGCCGCGCCACAGCCGAGCGACGCGCUGUUGGUUGCAGGCGGUGCUUUUCCUCGCACCUGUUUACCCCGUGUUCACCGGGAGGAGGUAGGCGCCGUUAUUGCGAUGCCUUCUCCUUCUGCAAGGUGUACGAUUGACAUCUCUCGUGCGGUGGCGAUGCUUACGUUUGCUCUCGGCCGGCCGCCGAGAGUGCAGCUGCCGCUGCCUCUGCUGACUUCAAAGGAGGCUGCGCUCGCGUCGGAUGCCGCGCCACAGCCGAGCGAGGCUGCGACACUGUCGGCAGUGGACGCUCUUCCUCCGACGGAUGACGAGUGCUCAUCCGACGCCGCGCCGGUGAUGAGCGACUCGGCGCCGAGGUCGCGAAGCCACACUCGCCCUCCCACGCCUACCGAGUGUGCAUCCGACGCCACGCGG